This is a messenger RNA of Clonostachys rhizophaga, 645 nucleotides long. The record is from the annotation of a GenBank genome assembly. Lineage: Eukaryota; Fungi; Ascomycota; Sordariomycetes; Hypocreales; Bionectriaceae.
AUGCCAUCCCCCUUGCUUCUCGUCGUCUUCGUUGUCGAGGCGGCGGUUCGCCUCAUCAAUGCCAUCGGAGCCGCAAGGAUCAACGAAUUCCUCUGGACGGCGAUAAACUACCUCCCGGUUCCCACCUCCAAGGCCGCGGCCGAGCAACGGAAACUACAAGCCGACUACCUCAAAGUACGAUCCGAGCUGAACGCAACCAGCAGCCAGGAUCAGUUUGCGAAAUGGGCCAAGCUCCGUCGACAGCACGACAAGUUGCUCGAGCAGCUUGAGGCCAAGAAGAAGAGCCUGGAGGGCUCCCGAUCCAAGUUCGACAACGUCUUCAGCGCUCUUCGGCUGGUCUUGACAAAGGCGCCACAGUUCAUCAUUCCGUUCUGGUAUGCCACGGAGCCCAUGUUCUGGCUUCCUCAUGGCUGGUUCCCAUACUACGCCGAAUGGAUCAUCUCGUUCCCUCGCGCGCCCCUCGGGAGUGUCAGCAUCGCCUCGUGGCAGCUUGCCUGCACCGGCUUGCUGACCCUCAUCAGCGACCUGAUUACGGGCAUCUAUGGCCUCGUGUACAGCACAAGUGCUGCACAGGCAGCCCCGACGACCAAGGAAAAGUCGGGUGCAAAGAAGGAAAAGCCUGUUGAGAGCCAGAAGGAGAAAUAG